CACAGGCCUUCGCCAUGAAGGGUUUCACAGCCGUCCUCCUCAUCUGGACUCUGAUUUCUCCCAGCAGCAGUGGUGGAGGCAGCGGGGAAGCCUGGCCCACACACCUGGCCUGCAGGAGUGGGGGCCUGGAAGUGCUCUACCAGAGUUGUGAUCCAUUACAGGAUUUUGGCUUUUCUGUGGACCAGUGUUCCAAACAAUUAAAAUCAAAUCUCAACAUUAGAUUUGGAAUUAUUCUGAGACACGAUAUCAAAGAGCUGUUUCUUGACAUAGCUCUCAUCUCUAAAGGAUCAUCUAUUUUGAAUUUCUCCUAUCCCAUCUGUGAGGAGGACCAGCCCAAGUUUUCUUUCUGCGGAAGAAGGAAAGGAGAAGAGAUAUUUUUGGGGUUCCCCUUCAAGGACUUGGGGGUAAAUAUCCCAAGGGGAGAAUACCAGGUUUUGCUGGAGGUAUACACUGAAAAUCGUUCCAUCGUGGCCUGUGCCAACGCUACCAUCAUUAGCUCCUGACGGUGGCCUGUAGCAAAAAUCACAGCAAGCUCCAUCUCAGGAGAACUCCUGGCUCCUCCGGCUGAACCAACCAUGUAAGAAGAACCAGCCCAGGAUGGGGAGAGCCCUUACAAAGGACUGCAGCUGCUAAUUUUAGCCCCAGGACCAGAUGGCUCCAGACUCUACAGAUGUAAUGAAGCCCCCCCACAAAUUAUCUGCUUCUAAAGAGCCCUUUGGUAGUCACUAAGCCGUCUCGAGGGUCAAUCCUUCUUCUCUAAUUAGUCCCCUCACACCAGACUCACCUACUUAUCAACUCCUUAGAGCACCUGCCCACAGUUAUUGAGAAUAAAAGGAGC
Molecule: messenger RNA, 838 nt
Organism: Otolemur garnettii (small-eared galago)
Lineage: Eukaryota; Metazoa; Chordata; Mammalia; Primates; Galagidae
Gene: LY86
Product: lymphocyte antigen 86
Exons: 7
Coding region: 15-503 (162 amino acids)
Biological process (GO): innate immune response; positive regulation of lipopolysaccharide-mediated signaling pathway
Source: RefSeq, a predicted model, not a curated record